AUGGGGGAAGUGAAUAUCUGGAACGCCGUCCAAGUAGCAGAGAUUCACAGCUCCGAGAUUCCGUCAUCUCCUCUCACCGUCGAUAACUCCCUCCCACUUCCCGACAUGAAGCCUUGCAUCGUGAGGUUAUGCAAGGAUCUGUUCAAGCAAUGGUCAAAUUUGGAUGAUUCUGAUUUCUCUCUCGAGACUGUGUCUGGUGGCAUCACAAAUCUAUUACUGAAGGUAUCCGUGAGAGAAGAAAAAAGGAACAUUGUAAAUUUGACAGUUAGAUUAUAUGGACCAAAUACUGAAUAUGUAAUCAACCGUGAAAGAGAGCUGCAGGCUAUUCCAUACCUUUCAGCUGCUGGAUUUGGUGCCAAGUUGCUUGGAGUUUUUGGUAAUGGCAUGGUGCAGUCAUUCAUUAAUGCACGUACCCUUACUCCAUCAGGUAAGCAUCUUGAAGAUGAAAUUUGUAGUAAAGCGGCCAAAACAUAA
Fraxinus pennsylvanica is the source of this 474-nucleotide messenger RNA. The record is from the annotation of a GenBank genome assembly. NCBI's taxonomy places the organism in Eukaryota, Viridiplantae, Streptophyta, Magnoliopsida, Lamiales, Oleaceae.